Molecule: messenger RNA, 2265 nt
Organism: Pocillopora verrucosa
Lineage: Eukaryota; Metazoa; Cnidaria; Anthozoa; Scleractinia; Pocilloporidae
Product: galanin receptor type 1
Biological process (GO): G protein-coupled receptor signaling pathway
Cellular component (GO): plasma membrane
Molecular function (GO): G protein-coupled receptor activity
Source: RefSeq, a predicted model, not a curated record
CACAGCCCUUACAUAGGGUCUGAGAGGAAACCAUUGAAAUUUUUCUAAGAACGACAUUUUUUCCGCUUAAUUGUAAAACAGCGGGUUCCGAUUUCCCAGCUGCCAGCAAGAAGGAAUUGAGUAGAAUCAACUUAGUUACCACAGAAUCCUACGCGCUAACAGAAGGAAACGGCCGCGAGAACUGACACUAAAAGAACAGCUGUAAACAAUUCUGGUGCUGUCAUCGAAAGUCAGAAUAAGGUACGGUAGAAACCCACAAAGAAACACAUCGGCUCAGAAGCAACGGGGGAAAAUUACCGUGCGCUGCGGGAAUGUCGAACAACACGGAAGCCGAGAUGACGAGCUCUAUCGAGCAAAACGUUAGCCUAGGUUUCUACAUCGCCAUCAUUGUAACUGGUUUAAUGGGCAAUAGUUUGGUGAUCGCUGUCAUUUCUGGCAAGAGGAGCAAAAGGUCCAUAUAUGAUCUGUUUAUUUUGAAUCUUGGCAUUGCCGACUUGUCGUUCAUCAUCUUUUACAUGCCAAUCCUUAUUUACGAGGGGUAUAUCAACAUCAUUUACAAAACUGUCUAUUAUUGUCGACUUGUUCAGCCUUUGUUGACAAUCUUUUAUUUCUUGAGCAUCUUCACCAUCUCUUCCAUGGCAAUCCAUCGUUGCAGGCUGAUUACAAAUCCGUACAAACCCAAAAUGAAAAAACGAAGUGGUUACCUGUGGAUCGCUGCUAUCUGGCUCUCUUCUUUAAUUAUCAUGCUGCCAUUGUCCAUUGUCACAAAAUCGAAAAACGGGCGAUGUAACGAGGAAUGGCCAUCACUGAACCAUCGCAAAGCCUACACACUGGCUCUUUUCAUUCUUCAGUUUGUUAUUCCGCUUCAGAUAAUCGCUGCAGCAAACCUUAAAAUCGGCAUCUACUUGUGGCGCUCACCUGUUCCGCAAAGUUCCCUUUCCACUGCCAAGAAGAAGCGGGCACAGAGGAGAAAAAGGGAGAACAUGCAGGUUAUCAGAACACUGGCUUUGAUCGUGAUUCUGUUCACCAUCUGCUUACUGCCGGGUCAAAUUGGUUAUCUUUUGUGGGAAUUUGGAGAUGAAGAAGACCAUGCCACGAUGGACAUCAUUUUCAAAUUUGCCAUUAUUCUUGAUUGCUUCCACGCUUGUGUGAAUCCGAUCGUUUAUGGACUGAUAACUGAACAGUUUCGCAAAGAAUACAUCAGAUAUCUGUCGUUUUGUCUUACAUGCGGCACAAAACAGGUGAACACAAUGCAAGAGACCCACAACGCAGAGAGCACAAUAGAAAUAAUUUCGCCGUUGACAACAAAAAGAAAACUUACCAACGAGGAUGUAAAGACGAUACCGAAUGAUCUGAACGAGCCACAGUAUUCCAAAAACACAAAUUCACACAUAACGCGAUCCUCGACAGCCUGCUCCUCUACGCUGCAGGAACCAACCCUUAUCAAAUAUAUUUAUACACCGACUGACUGAGUACAUGAUGUUAUUAGCUGUGACCCAGUACUUCGACUGUGACUUUUCCAACCUCGUCUCCAAGCCCUUUUGCUUUAAGCGGGGCCCUGUGAGGGAGAUCAGUGGCCUGUUCUGUUUCACUCAUUUCAGUUCAACCUUGCGUAAAUUGCUGUCAUGUGCUGUUUAAGAGACACAGGGUUUUCUUCACGAAUGUAAAAUCAUUGAUUUGAUCGUGAAAAAAAGCUACUGCUGUAAUCAACUGUCUACGACAAAAGAAGCCUGUGAAGCAACCCACAACUUUUUGGAAAGUGGGGAAAAGUGGAUCAGUACGUACUCACAGCCUAGGAACUACAUUAUUACUUCAAAACUUUUAAGUUAAGCUUUUCAUGCAGUUAAUCGCUUCACAGAAUAUCACGAAAGUAUUUAGGUUAACUUGGGUUGCAACCAGCUAAAUUCUUACCUUAUAGCCCUUCAAAGAAGAACAAGCAAAACACCUCUAUCUUAAAGCAGACUGCGGUAAAAAAGGAAUUUCGUUUUCGUGGAAUUCUACCUGAAGGCUAGCUGAGGCUGCUACAUCUUUCGCAGGCUGUGGUCAGUGGCCUACGGAGUAACUUUUUUAAUCGGAGAAAUUUUGCCUUGAAGAGGUUUGGAUUGAAACAUGGGGAGACUGACUGAGUUUGAGCGGUAUUAACUAUUUUUUAACUCAAUGGGAACUGGAUGAGUUCAAAGACUGUUGCAUUGCCACGGACUAUCGGGCCAGUUUAACUGAUUUUAAUCGCGGACUUUCCUUUUAAAUAUGAUUAGACCCUCAGAA